UGACAUUUGUUCACAAAAUCCUAACAUAUGUGUGGAUGGAGCGGGGUGUCGAAACAAAGGUGGAUCAUACGAAUGUUUAUGUACUAUCGAUUUAAAGCCGGCUGACCCAAAACGUGGAUGUUCUAGAGGAAAAGUAAACGAAGAUUUAUCGCCUACACAACGCAAUGUCUUUGAUUCUAAACAAUUAUUUAAUAUGAUUAAAGGACAGUCCAAUGAAAAUAAUGAAAAUCAAAGAUACAAUGCGACCAAUUUUCCUCAUGGAAGUACACUCGCUACUCAUUAUUUACCGACCAUUUUAUUUGUACUAUUUUCGAUUUUAAUUAUUGUGUCAGCUCUUUUAAGCGUAUAUUUUUGGCGCCAAAGAAGACAAUGGUUUCUUUUAAAUUCGUGCUUUAAGAAAGGUAGAAGAGCGGAUGAUUAUGCAGGGUCAUUAGCCAAAUGUAGGCAACAGUACUUAACAAAUCCAAAUUAUUAUUCGAGUUCGCCAGAUGGUUCCUCUUAUCAAAAUCUUAGGGAUAUGGAGAUACCCCGAGAAUCUUUAACAUUUUUGGAAGUAAUUGGAGAAGGAUGUUUUGGAAAGGUACAUAAAGAAACCGAUAAAAUCCCAUGGAUGGUUUUUGAAUAUAUGAUGUAUGGAGAUCUAGCGGAACUUUUACGAAGUAAUAAUCCGAUUUUGCCAAGACCAACUGAACAUAUACCUUACCAUUUACAGCAGUCUGAUUUGUUGAAAAUAGCGAUCCAGAUAGCCAAUGGAAUGAUGUAUUUAUCAUCGCAACACUUCGUCCACAGAGAUUUAGCUACCAGAAAUUGCCUUGUUGGAGAAAAUCUUAGCGUAAAAAUAUCAGAUUUUGGAAUGACCAGAGAUAUAUAUACAUCUGAUUAUUAUAAGAUUGGAGGAUCGAGAAUGUUGCCAAUAAGAUGGAUGGCACCCGAAAGUAUCACCUAUGGAAAAUUUUCAUUAGAAUCUGAUGUAUGGUCAUAUGGAGUUGUUCUUUGGGAAAUUUAUACUUUUGGUAAACAACCAUAUUGUGGACAUUCUAAUGAAGAGGUGGUGAGGCAAAUACUGCAAGGUACCUUACUGAGGCCUCCCGAAGGAUGCAGUCCCUUUAUAUGUGAAGUUAUGGCCGGUUGUUGGAGGAGUGAAACGAAAAGAUUAACUUUCCCAGAAAUUUAUAAUAUAUUGGUAUCAAAAGAUCCAGAUAGAGAGACUCAAGCAUCAAACGAUAUCGAUGAGAGAGAAAGUGAUAAAUUAUUGAGUGAAGAUAAUUAUUUGGUUCCAAAACUCCCCUCGUUGACAGUUAUAUAGAUUUUAGUAUCUUCAAAACAGAUUCUGCUGGUCAUUCAGACCAAAUGGUGCAUUACUAUUUUUGUCCAGUACUUUAUUGGGGAUGCUUCUGGUAUACGAAUGCCACUUUCAUAAUAAGAAUUCUAUGAAUUACGCAAAAUUUUACGUUUUAAUUAAAACUUUAGUUUAAUUUUUUAUGAAUUUCACUAAUUUUUAAUUGUUUUUUUUUAUUAUUAAAUUUUCUUUAUAAUAUCGAAACUAAACUCGUAUUUAUAUUUUA
Centruroides sculpturatus (bark scorpion) is the source of this 1565-nucleotide messenger RNA. RefSeq names its product BDNF/NT-3 growth factors receptor-like. The transcript is spliced from 7 exons. Gene Ontology annotation, molecular function: neurotrophin receptor activity; ATP binding; neurotrophin binding. Gene Ontology annotation, biological process: protein phosphorylation; cell surface receptor protein tyrosine kinase signaling pathway; positive regulation of kinase activity. The record is from RefSeq and is a predicted model, not a curated record. Gene Ontology annotation, cellular component: signaling receptor complex; axon. The coding region runs from base 194 to 1306 and encodes 370 amino acids. Lineage: Eukaryota; Metazoa; Arthropoda; Arachnida; Scorpiones; Buthidae.